Messenger RNA from Drosophila novamexicana, 957 nucleotides. Its product is annotated as serine-rich adhesin for platelets-like. The record is from RefSeq and is a predicted model, not a curated record. Gene Ontology annotation, biological process: regulation of transcription by RNA polymerase II. Lineage: Eukaryota; Metazoa; Arthropoda; Insecta; Diptera; Drosophilidae. Bases 1 to 951 code for a protein of 316 amino acids. The transcript has 2 exons. Gene Ontology annotation, cellular component: nucleus; transcription regulator complex.
AUGUCGGAAAUGUCUGUUGCCAAAUUGUCUCUUCGAAAUCUAGGAACGAUGAGCGAUAGGGACAUGGAGCAUUUGGCGCCCAUUAUUUCGAAGAAGUCGCGGCGUGUCAAAAAGAAAAAUUUGAAAAGGAAAAUACAGCACGAGUGGUCAGAGAACGAGGUUAUAAGCUUAAUCAAAGCUGUUAAACAACAACCAUCGAUCUGGAUGGACGGUGCAUUGCAGCAAAAAUUAAAUAGAUCAGACUGCUGGAACAGCAUUAUCGCUGCCCUUGCCAUAGACGGCGUCGACGUGAACGAGGCCAAAACAAAAUGGGCCUCGCUUCGCGUCACUUACAGGCUUAAUUUAAGCAAAAUGCAAAGCGCGGGCCUGGCUAAUACCAGCACUGUGGUCUGGCGUUAUUUCGAACUCAUGUCGUUCCUGGACCAAAAUAACGCGGAUCGAUCGCAUGCUUCGCGUAAAGAGCAUACCUCAAGCCCUGAAACGAAACCUUUUACGGAGACUCGACCGUCACGGGUUGUCGCUACGUCGAUUAAGAGGCGUCGGACACGCGGCAAUGCUAGCUACACAGCGUCCACUACAACGAUACCACUGGUGUCCACCACAGCAAGCACUUCACUGGGUGCAUUACCAUCGGCUGCGAUUGCGCCAGGCGUGACAACCCCAUUACCUUCUCCUACUGGCGCCUCACAAAGUCCGGCAAGAUCGUCAUCCAGUAAAUCAGCGUCUUUAUCAGCACCGGCAGCUGCCGCCUUGCAAGCUGUAGCCGCUGCUUUUCCAACUGCGGCAGGCGCAAACUCCAAUUCGGACGCAAACUCAGCAUUUUGCGAAUAUCUAUUGUCGGAAAUGCGAACAAUUUCCAGCGACCACGCGCGUUCUCUACGACACCAUCUCUCCCGUACGCUAUUGCAAUUUUUAGAAAAUGUUAAGGAAGCUGACCAAAUGUCGCAAUAGUCGUGA